Messenger RNA from Labrus bergylta (ballan wrasse), 835 nucleotides. Lineage: Eukaryota; Metazoa; Chordata; Actinopteri; Labriformes; Labridae. The record is from RefSeq and is a predicted model, not a curated record.
CGUGCUUGACAGUGGUGUGACAAACACUGAGCAGUCGAGUCGAGUCGAGUCGAGGGUGAAACAGGUUUUCAUUGUGGCGUGGAUUCACUUCACAGUUUGUACAGUUAUAUAAUUUUGUGGGGGGUUUCUCUCUAGAUUUCGGCGGCGUUUACAUUUCUCAGUUGUUGAUUGUCAGACCGGAAUGGCCGAGCCGAGCGCCAGGUAUCAGCAGCUGCCAAAUGAGGAGGACCCAGAGGAGAGUCCACAGGUAGCAGCUGAUGCCCCACCCCCAUACAGCAGCGUCACUGCAGAAAAUGCUGCCUUCUUUGACUACAAGGAAGAUGGGGCUUUCCCCAAGCCUCCAUCGUACAACGUGGCGACUACUCUGCCCUCUUAUGAUGAAGCAGAAAGAACCAAGGCUGAGACUGCUGUUCCUCUGGUAACAGGAAGACAGCCUCAGCACAGGGAACGCCUGGAGACUUUUGACGAUGUAAUUCGCAGUUCACUAGAGGAUGAAGACUUUGUUACCAGAGAUGACUUUGAAGAUGCUGAUCAGCUGAGGAUAGGAAAUGAUGGCAUUUUCAUGCUUACCUUUUUCAUGGCAUUCCUGUUCAACUGGAUCGGUUUCUUCUUGUCUUUCUGUCUGACCACCUCAGCAGCCGGCCGCUACGGGGCCAUCUCAGGCUUCGGGCUCUCUCUCAUCAAAUGGAUCCUAAUAGUCAGGUUCUCCACAUACUUCCCUGGUUACUUUGAUGGACAGUAUUGGCUGUGGUGGGUCUUCCUGGUUUUGGGUAAGUAUUUUGCAUUAAAAUCUAAAGAAGGGUUUUUAUCCUUGGUGUAAUACGUUUACUUACCU